CAUCUUCCUUAGUUGGGGCCGCAAGGUAACUUGCACGAAGAUCAAAGCAGCCGGCCCUAUUUCUUGGUUUCGUUUGGUCUCCGAGGAGGCGAGGCGGUGUUGACAGGGAAGAAGCUGUCCGAUCGAUUGGUGUCGACUCCUCCUGCGAUCGCGCCGUAGUCGUCGAUGCAAGCAGAUGGUGAAGUUAACUUUCGAUGAUGGAGCUACAGAUGGAAUGCAUGAGCAACUUGGAAGUGAGCUUCUGCAAUGGAGGCAGUGGCAACUAUUGGAUUCGGUCCUUCCGACCGGUGGCUUUGCUCAUUCUUAUGGACUUGAAGCUGCCAUCCAAACUACUUUUGUGACGAACCCCAUAGAUCUUAAGUCCUAUAUUGUACAAGUCUUGGAGAAUACUGGCAGCCUACUUCUUCCCUUUGUAUAUUGUGCCUGCAAGUCUCCGGACAUUGUUGCCUGGUCUAAGCUGGAUAGGUUGCUCGAAGCAACCUUAACGAAUGAAGUCAGUAGAAAAGCAUCAGCAUCUCAAGGAUCAGCACUUCUAAGAGUAGCGGCAUCGGUAUAUCUCGAGGUUCCAUCUCUCAAAGAAAUGAGAGACAAAUUCUUGGGGUCAGGAUCUGUUUAUUUCCAUCAUGCGCCUAUUUUUGGUCUCAUAUGUGGAUUUCUUGGAUUUGAUAGCAGUACCACGCAGAGGAUGUAUAUGUUCAUGGCAAUGAGAGAUGUUAUUUCUGCUGCGACGAGAUUAAAUUUGGUCGGGCCUCUCGGAGCAUCAGUGUUACAACACCAACUCGCCUUGGUUGCUGAAGAGAUGAUGAAGAAGUGGAUGGACCGACCUGUCGAUGAAGCAUGCCAGGUUGCUCCUAUGCUUGAUGUUGUGCAAGGUUGUCACCAAUACUUAUUCUCAAGACUGUUUUGCUCUUGAUAUCAUGUUAGGGUUGCAGAACACUGCCAAGUAUAUAUUGAAUUUUUGCAGGUUUCAUCAAUCCACAGUAGGAAUUGAUUUUUGAUGAACAAACAAAUGUGAACUUGUAGCCAAGAAAAUUAUCCUUAUUUGGUUUA
Molecule: messenger RNA, 1050 nt
Organism: Musa acuminata AAA Group (dessert banana)
Lineage: Eukaryota; Viridiplantae; Streptophyta; Magnoliopsida; Zingiberales; Musaceae
Product: urease accessory protein F
Exons: 2
Coding region: 176-913 (245 amino acids)
Molecular function (GO): nickel cation binding
Source: RefSeq, a predicted model, not a curated record